UGUUAUGUCAUUGACAUAAGUUUCAUUGUCGAUCCGUAAGAAUAAAAAUUACUAUUUUAAAGUAAUUGGAAAAUAUGGCUUCGAUCUUGCAAUACGCUGUUAGGCGCAGCAUUAUUCAGGGUGUUAGGACACAAGCAACUGUUGCUGGGCCCUCGGCCACUGCUGGCCACUCAGGUGGUGCUUCUUUGUGGAAGAAGCUUACCUUCUUAGUAGCUUUCCCAGCAGUCGGUUUGUGCAUGUUAAAUGCUUACCUUGGACACGUAGAAGAUCACCACACUCCCAGACCUGAGUUCAUUCCUUAUGAACAUUUGCGAAGACGCAACAAGCGAUUCCCAUGGGGUGAUGGACAACGCACGUUCUUCCACAACCCGCAUGUCAAUGCUUUGCCUAAUGGUUAUGAAGUAGAAGAAGAACAUCAUUAAAGCUCUUGCUUCAGCAGUUUUAGAUGAAAUAGUUUUAUGUGAAAGAGUGUAAUAUCUUGCUCUAUAUGAUUUAAAUUGUAAGUUACAAAUAAAAUAAAAUGAAAUAAAAUAAAUUUUACUGAA
This is a messenger RNA of Ctenocephalides felis (cat flea), 545 nucleotides long. Its product is annotated as cytochrome c oxidase subunit 6A2, mitochondrial-like. Gene Ontology annotation, cellular component: mitochondrial inner membrane. Gene Ontology annotation, biological process: mitochondrial electron transport, cytochrome c to oxygen. The record is from RefSeq and is a predicted model, not a curated record. NCBI's taxonomy places the organism in Eukaryota, Metazoa, Arthropoda, Insecta, Siphonaptera, Pulicidae. Gene Ontology annotation, molecular function: enzyme regulator activity. The transcript has 3 exons. The coding region runs from base 75 to 422 and encodes 115 amino acids.